This is a messenger RNA of Calypte anna (Anna's hummingbird), 3159 nucleotides long. It is a transcript of the gene STX2, whose product is annotated as syntaxin 2. The coding region runs from base 215 to 1147 and encodes 310 amino acids. Gene Ontology annotation, molecular function: SNARE binding; SNAP receptor activity. The transcript has 11 exons. Gene Ontology annotation, cellular component: SNARE complex; plasma membrane; endomembrane system. The record is from RefSeq and is a predicted model, not a curated record. Gene Ontology annotation, biological process: exocytosis; intracellular protein transport; synaptic vesicle fusion to presynaptic active zone membrane. NCBI's taxonomy places the organism in Eukaryota, Metazoa, Chordata, Aves, Apodiformes, Trochilidae.
GGUCGCUGGGGGAUAGGAGCGGGGGGAGGCGUGGCCGCUGCCCCUCGCACCGCGGAAGGAGAGCGGGGAGGUGGCGGGGCCCGUCUGUAGCGCCUGACCGAGCUGGGAGAGAGCGAGCGGGAGGCGGCCCCGGGGACAGGGGGGCGGGCGCAGGGGGCCCUCGGCAGCCAGCGAGGAGCAGCAGCCGGGGAAGCUUCGUGGAGCUGCUGCGGGGAUGAAGGACCGGCUGGCUGACCUGGCAGAGUAUAAAGGAAAUGAAGAUGGAGAGACCGUUGUUGUUGAAAAAGACCAUUUUAUGGAUGAUUUUUUCCAACAGGUUGAGGAACUUAGAAAUAAUAUAGCAAAAAUAGCACAAAAUGUGGAAGAAGUGAAGAAGCAGCACAGCAUUAUCCUGUCAGCACCAAAUCCUGAAGGAAGAACAAAGGAAGAACUUGAAGAAUUAAAUGAGGAAAUAAAGAAGAUUGCUAAUAAAAUCCGAGCCAGGUUAAAGGCUAUUGAACAAACUUUUGAUCAGGGAGAUAAUGUUAACCGGACAUCAGUGGACCUCAGGAUAAGAAAAACCCAGCACUCUGUGUUAGCUCACAAGUUUGUGGAGGUCAUGACAGAAUACAACGAGACCCAAACGCUCUUUCGAGAACGCAGCAAAGGUCGGAUACAGAGGCAAUUAGAGAUAACUGGAAAGACUACCACUGAUGAGGAACUGGAAGAAAUGUUAGAGAGUGGUAACCCUUCCAUUUUCACUUCUGAUAUUAUAUCAGACUCCCAAAUAACUAGACAAGCUCUGAAUGAAAUUGAGUCCCGUCACAAGGAUAUAAUGAAACUGGAGUCCAGCAUACGGGAACUGCAUGAAAUGUUCAUGGACAUGGCAAUGUUUGUUGAGACUCAGGGUGAAAUGGUCAACAACAUAGAAAAGAAUGUGAUGAAUGCAUCGGAUUACGUGGAACAUGCGAAAGAAGAGACAAAAAAGGCAGUUAUAUAUCAAAGUAAAGCACGAAGGAAAAUGUGGAUAAUUAUCAUUGUGUCAGUCGUGUUGAUUGCCAUAAUUGAAACUGAUGUUCAUAAUUAUAUGUGUAACUAUAUUGCUUCUGAUACUUGGAAUUAUCCUAGCAACAACACUAUCAUAGCAAGCACAUUCCAAGAGUUGUGAACCUUCAGAAACUACAAAAUCCAUCUUCUGUAAAAACCAAACUUUUUCUAGUAAAUGACACCUUACACUGUUCCAUGAUGAUGUCCGAUCACUAAUGGUUAAAAAUGAGAACAAAAUCACUCUUUAUGUUUACUCAUAAAUGAAGAUCAGAAUGUAUUAAGAUAUGUAUGGAUUUUCAUCAUAAACUAUACAUUUGUAAGACCGAAAUUUGCUCUUAAUUGUUUUGAACUAAAGUAACCUAGGAUUUUUUUAAUGUCUCAGUGUUACAAACAGUUAAAUAGGGAGUUUAGAGAUUACUGGAUUUUGACUGUUUGGCUUUUUUUUUUUUUCCCUAUUGCUAAUAUAAUUCUAAUCACAAGUUUUAGUACCUUACCAGUGCUGCUUUUUUUUAUUACUCCUGUGAACAUUUUUGAGAUGUAGCCUUGUCUUGAGGUGAAUUAUUUAGUCACCUUAACUUGUCUUAGCUUUAUACUUUAUCUUUUUUUUCUCCAAGUGCUAAAAUAUUUUAUCCUGAAAAGACUACUUACUUAACUGCCUGCCUUGUUGCAUUACACUUGAGAAGGAAAAAAAAGCAAGCUUUUUUACACUUUGCAAGUUUUCUUUUCAAUCCGACUAAGGUUAAUUGCUUUAAAUAUUUUAUUGUCUUUAUAAUAAACAGUUAAUUGCAACAUUUCUGGUAAAAGAAAGCUGGUAAUGAAGCACAUCAAAUUUGAACCUGAGCAGAUUAUUUUACAAAUAACUGUUGUGUGAAGGAAGCAAUGUAUCAGUUUAGCCUUAUUGUUCAUAUGAAUGUGACAAAAAUCACACUUUGUCUCUAAAGCCAAGUCAAGAUUUCUUAUUUGGAAGGUUGCUAAUGUGUGAAUAUAGCACAUAGGGAUAAACUCUAAGAAAAGUCUGAAACUAAUACAAACUAAGACACUGAUUUGUUAUGAAAUUGUGUUAUAUAACAUGUAUGAAGUGUUUUAGUAUUUGCAUACUUUUUGUAAUGCUAGCUUGCAAGACUUGAAAGCUUGAAAUACUUCAAAUGUAACCCAAUAGCUCCAUUUAAUGUUACAUGAUAUUUUUGUAUUUUGUGUGUAAAAUACUUGUAACUUGAAUUUUUGACUUCUCAUGGUUCAAGUAUAUCCAUGUAGAUAUGUAGAUAUAUUUACACAGUAAGAUAAUUAGAGGAAAGUAUAAUGUGUGUCUUUUUGAACACAGUCUAAAAUUACACUUGUCAAUGUUUCCAAAUACUCAACUUGAUGUUAACUGCAAUAUGUUAGAAUAUUUGGUCCUAAAAUGUUAGAAUACUAAAACUUACAUUUUGUUGAGAGUGUGUGAGAUAAAAGUUACUCGGAAAACUGUAAUUCAGUCUAUUGACUUAAUGAAAUUCAGCAAAGUUUACAAUUUAUAUUGUAAGUAUGAAUAUUCCUGCUUUGCUGUCCAAAUAUACUGUGAAUGUGCUGGAGCUAUUCAGAUGUCAAACGUUUUAAAAAAAGAAAAAAAUCUUAUUAUUGGUCUUUUUGAAAGUCAGCCAUAUAGAAGUCGCUUGAAAAAUUUCGGCUUCAUUAAUGAACAAAUUUCUUUACCUCUAAGUCCAGAACACUCACUGAUGUUUGUGAGGAAGUUUACAUGCAAAGUAUGGAAAGAUUCAUUGCCUUAAUACUUGUUCUAAGUAAAAUAUAUUUUUAUUCUGUAGUUUUCUAGAUUUUUAUCAGUAAAUAUUAUUUAUACAGCUACGCAAAUUGGAUUGGGGGAAAAAAUCAGUUCUGCUAUUUGACAGAUGAUUACUUAAUAUAACCCCCAAAAUCCUAUCAUGUUGUGGUUUUUUUAUUUAUAAUUUGCCCGUCAAGACCAGAAAUUUAAAUAGGCCACUCCAUACUUUUUACUUCUUGCUAUAUAGCUGCCUCAAUGAAGUCUGGUUUUAAAGAAACAAAACAAAACUUGUUUUUCACAUGAACCUCUUUGUUCUGUUAAUAUUGGAGGGGAGUAAAUCUCUAACCUAUGCACUAAUAAAUUUAUCUAAGCAAGUA